AUGGGAGAAUCUGACUUCAGGAAUUAUGAUUUAGAUCAACUGCGGAUCGAGCUGGAACAGGAAAAAGAAAUGAAAGAAAUGCUCCAGGUGUCAGUGUCUGAGCUAAGAGGUACCAUGGCAGAUUUGGAGAAGAGACUUCAGAGUGUAGAGGGUGAAGGGAAUGAGUGGAAGACCAGGUAUGAAACUCAGGUUGACCUGAACAGGCAGCUGGAACAGCAGAUCUCUCUUGUACAGGAAAAGCUGGAGGACCUCAGAGGCAAUCCUGAUGACCGAUUAUCUUCGAUACGGUCAUACGAUGGAAUGACCGUGGAUGGCCUGAAGCAACUGCUAAAACAGAUAACCAAUGAAAAGGCAAAUCUGCAGGCCCAGCUGAUGGACUACAGUCUGAAGAUUGUACAGGAGGCAAAGGCUUACCAUAAGGCUAACGAUGAGAGACGUGCUUACCUGGCAGAAAUCACAAAGAUGUCAACGGCUGUGGACAUCAGUAAGAAACAACAGACUGCAAGACCUCAGGGGAUGACGAAUAACCAGCAAAAGAAGUAUGUGUUUUAG
Megalops cyprinoides (Indo-Pacific tarpon) is the source of this 552-nucleotide messenger RNA. RefSeq names its product coiled-coil domain containing 169 (gene ccdc169). The transcript has 7 exons. Lineage: Eukaryota; Metazoa; Chordata; Actinopteri; Elopiformes; Megalopidae. The record is from RefSeq and is a predicted model, not a curated record. The coding region runs from base 1 to 552 and encodes 183 amino acids.